AUGACAGGUCAUAUGAAGGUCCUUAUGAAAUUCACAAAUGACCCCAUAAUGCAUAUGAGGGACUCAGUAGCUCCGAUAAUAGUAAUUUCUAGGAAUUUCAAGGUAUCUAUUGCGGACCGAGCAUCCUGGAGCACAGGAAACCCCUACACCAAACCCGGAGCUGAAGUUUGGUACACUGACGGAUCAAAACUUGAAGAUGGAAAAACUGGAACUGGUAUAUUUGGGCCGAAUUGUAAAAGAUCGAUACCAAUGGGCAGCUACCCCACCAUUUUCCAAGCAGAGAUUCAUGCGAUCGAUAUCUGUGGCAGAGAAUGCCUCAGAAGAGGCACAUCCUCUAAAAACAUCUGCAUUAUGUCGGACAGUCAGGCUGCCUUGCUAGCACUGAGGUCCCACAUAAUAACAUCCAAACUAGUGAACGACUGCCUCAACACCCUAAACGGUCUUGAAAGCAAGAACACAGUAUUACUGGGCUGGGUGCCGGGGCACGAGGGCCAUGACGGCAAUGAACAGGCGGACCGCCUAGCAAAACACGGAGCCACCACACUAUUCCAUGGCCCGGAACCCUUCUGCGGGCUCACCAAAGCCCACUUAAGGGAGGUCAUAAACAAAUUGUCCUUAAAUGAAAUUAUUUCACAACUAGAAGAAGAUGACGAUGUAUUGUCCGCAGAUAUAUACAUAACGCCCCCGGAAAACAACGAUAAGAGCGACGAAGAUAGCGGCGAUGAGGAAUCUGCUAAUAUAAACAAUUUGUCAAGACGCCAGCUAUUAGCGGAAGCUGAAUUUCGAGCGACAGUAUCAUCUCAUAAUGAAUUAGGCACAGUUGAAGACCUUCUGAAUGACUCAGUCGUAGAUGAAACUAAUGAAACACCCAGGACAUCCGCAACGUUAGCUCCUCCAUUAAAAAAAAGAUGCCUAACUAAAAGAAAGUGGACGCACACAGAUAUUCCAGAGAAACUAGAAAAGGUCUCAGAGCCACCUAAUUUUCUAGAGGAUCUUGACAAUCCUUUACAGUUUUUCGAACUUUUUUUUGAUACAGAAGUUUUUGAACUCAUUCGCUCUGAAACUGAAAAAAAUGCCAUUCAGAAGGGAAAUCAUAAUUUUAGAGUUACCACUGAAGAAAUAAAGCGUUUUAUUGGCAUUCUAUUGCUAUCGGGUUAUAACCAUGUUGCCAGAUACCGAAUGUACUGGGAGCAAAGCGUCGAUUGCAAUUUUCAUGGUGUAGCUUCUGCUAUGUCUCGAAAUAGAUUUGAGGAACUGUUGCGAUAUUUUCACGUUUCUGACAAUAAUAAUCUGGAUAAAGAAGAUAAGUUUUCCAAGGUUCGUCCUUUAUGGGAUCUAUGUAACGAAAGAUGGGUGAAAUAUUUUCCCGGCGAUAAAAACUUGAGCAUUGACGAGUCAAUGAUCCCAUAUUAUGGAAAGCAUGGAGCAAAGCAACAUAUUCAAGGAAAGCCAAUUCGAUUCGGUUAUAAAAACUGGUCUAUAUGCACUCGACUUGGUUAUUUGAUUUACGGAGAGCUUUAUCAAGGAGCGAAGACGGGAAAUACCCGCCCAGAACUAGGUGUUGGUGCUUCUGUAGUUUUAGAUCUUAUAUCAAAACUUCCGCCUGGAUCUUACAGUUUUUAUAUGGAUAAUUAUUUUACUUCUUUACCUCUGUUGGAUGAAAUAAUUAAAUUAGGACACGAUGCGACAGGAACAAUUAGAGCAAAUAGAGUAGAAAAAGCGCCAUUAAAAGACCCAAAAACCAUGAAGAGGACGAUAAGAGGAUCUUACAAUCAAUGCACAGAUACUUUGUCGAAUAUUACCCUCGUUCGAUAUAAUGACAAUAAUAUUGUUACUGUAGCGUCGACACAAUCCGGCGUGGAGCCUAUUGGAAAAGUCAAGCGUUAUUGUGAGAAGCAAAAAAAGGAUAUUGAUCAACCUCGAUGUAUCAUAAAUUACAAUAAGUACAUGGGCGGCGUGGAUCGUUUGGACCAAAAUGUGGGAUGCUACCGGAUUUCUAUACGUUUGAAAAGAUGGUAUUGGCAACUACUAAUGUUUCCAAUAAAUGUUUGUGUCAACAACGCUUACCAAUUAUACAGUAACCUCACCCUCGACUACGAAAAAUUUGUUGCCAAGAUCUUCCCUGGCGGUCAUCAAACGAGUUCCAACUAG
Molecule: messenger RNA, 2151 nt
Organism: Rhagoletis pomonella (apple maggot)
Lineage: Eukaryota; Metazoa; Arthropoda; Insecta; Diptera; Tephritidae
Product: piggyBac transposable element-derived protein 3-like
Exons: 3
Coding region: 1-2151 (716 amino acids)
Molecular function (GO): RNA-DNA hybrid ribonuclease activity; sequence-specific DNA binding
Source: RefSeq, a predicted model, not a curated record